Molecule: messenger RNA, 390 nt
Organism: Nannizzia gypsea CBS 118893
Lineage: Eukaryota; Fungi; Ascomycota; Eurotiomycetes; Onygenales; Arthrodermataceae
Product: guanyl-specific ribonuclease F1
Exons: 2
Coding region: 1-390 (129 amino acids)
Molecular function (GO): RNA nuclease activity; RNA binding
Source: RefSeq, a predicted model, not a curated record
AUGAAGUUCCUUGCCCUCUUCUCCCUUGUGGCCGUUGCCGCUGCCGCCCCAGCUGCCCUCGAGGCCAGAGGGGCCACUACUUGCGGCAGCACCUACUACUCUUCCAGCCAGGUCACCGCUGCCAGCAACGCUGCUUGCCAAUACGUCAUGAGCGGUAGCACUGCUGGUGGCUCUUCCUAUCCUCACGAGUACCACAACUACGAGGGCUUCUACUUCCAGGGCCUCGACGGACCUUUCUACGAGUUCCCUCUCCGCACUUCUGGCGUCUACAGCGGUGGCUCCCCUGGUGCUGACCGUGUCAUCAUCACUGAGGACUGCGAGCAGGCUGGUCAGAUCACUCACACUGGUGCUGGCGGCAAUAACUUCGUUGCCUGCUCUGGUACCAGCUAG